AUGUUUGUCUCAGCUGUUGUGUCUUUGUACAUGAGUGUUGUAGUACUCACACAAGCUGAGGGUAAGAGGGUCGUCAUGUUGCCCGGCAUUACCAAAAGUUAUUUUAUCCAACACGCCAACAUAGGCCAGGCUCUGAUAGACCUGGGUCACGAGGUGUGGAUCUUCAUGCCAGAGUACCUGAGUAACUCCAGCUUGAUCAAACAUAAAGACAUCAAGAUCUCAACGUUUGGGGAAACGCUGGGGGACAUGGAGGAAGAGAUUUUUAAAAACUCCAAGCUAGUUGAUAAUUUCUGGAAUAACAAAGAUGCGCCAUUGGCUACAUUCGUUUCUGCUGCCAGAGAAUUUAGAAAAUUAAUUAACAAAAUUUUAGAUGAGAAAUCUUUUAUUGAUAAGAUCAGGAACAUCAACCCAGACUUGUUGGUCGUUGAUGGUUUUAUGUUUAAUCGAAAUUUGUUUGUUAUUCCAUACAAGUUGGAUGUUCCUUUCGCUGUUGUGGGAUUUGUGCAUGACCCAAUUGUUCAUAGAGUGCCAUUUAGUCCUGCUGAAGAACCAACAGUACCAGACAGAGUAACCAACAAAAUGACCUUCUAUCAAAGACUAACCUCUACCUUACGUACGAUUCUAGAGUUCAGCUAUGACGUAUUCUCUGAUAGUGACAUUGUGACUAGAAUAGCACCAGAAAAACCCUACACGACAAUUGGUGAUAUUAUAUUAAAAGCUGAAAUUUUUAUUACCGAACUUGAUCACAUCCUAGAUUAUCCCAGACCAAUGUUACCCAACACAAAGCUGAUUGGUGGAUCUUCUGUCAGUGAGCCAAAACCUUUGAUUGGUGAGUUUAAACAGUUUGUUGAAAAAUCAACCAAUGGGAUUGUCGUUGUGUCUUUUGGAAGUAACGAAAUUCCUUUCCCUCAAAAUAUUUUAGCCAAACUCUCGUCUGCUUUUGAACUUCUCGACCUUAACGUCAUUUGGCGAGUCAACAUGACCUCCACUGUGCCAACAAAAAUUAUGACGUCACACUGGAUUCCACAGAAUGACCUACUUGGUCACCCAAAGAUCAAAGUUUUUGUUACACAUUGUGGAAAAAAUAGCCAAUACGAGGCGUUGUACCAUGCAGUGCCUAUGUUCUGUCUACCCUUAUGCAGCGACCAGUUCUACAAUGCUGAAAGAAUUGUUAUCAAAGGUUACGGGUUGGCUGCAGAUAUAAGAAAGAUCUCAGCAGACAGAAUUGCUAACACCAUAAAAGAACUCGACAACGACAAAAAAUACAAAAGAAAUAUUGAGAAAGCGUCCAAACUAUUCAAAGAGCUUUACAAAGUUCCAUCCAAAGAAGCCGCUUACUGGAUAGAUCACGUGAUGAAGUAUGGCGGAGACUAUAUGAGGUCAUCAGGACAGGAAAUGCCGUUGUAUCAAUUUCUCCUUCUUGACGUCAUCGCUUUUAUUACAGCUGUUCUGUCUGGCGUUGUCUUUAGUUUUAUCCUCAUUGUCAGGUUUUUGUUUAGGUGGAUGCCACAGUACAUAAGAUCAAAAGCUAAAAAGGAAUAA
Molecule: messenger RNA, 1542 nt
Organism: Physella acuta
Lineage: Eukaryota; Metazoa; Mollusca; Gastropoda; Physidae
Product: UDP-glucuronosyltransferase 1A7-like
Molecular function (GO): UDP-glycosyltransferase activity
Source: RefSeq, a predicted model, not a curated record